This is a messenger RNA of Komagataella phaffii GS115, 1311 nucleotides long. RefSeq lists its product as hypothetical. Lineage: Eukaryota; Fungi; Ascomycota; Pichiomycetes; Pichiales; Pichiaceae. The transcript has a single exon. The record is from RefSeq and is a predicted model, not a curated record. Bases 1 to 1311 code for a protein of 436 amino acids.
AUGGACAGGUGCCUGCAAACAGUUAGAUCUGAUACUCAAAGGGCAGCGAGAUAUGUACUGGAGUCUAAGGAAAAUAACUCAUUGAGUCCUAUUAUUAAUUGGGAAGUCAACUUGACGGAUGGUCGCUCCACUUCUUGGGGUCAGAAUCAGAAUCAGCACAGAGGUGGAGGAAUCUUUGGAAAUUUUUCAGCUGCUACUAAUAACAACAAUGUCGCUGCAAACCCAUUUGGGGCAUCUGCUGCUAGCAGCUCACUUGCAACAAAAAAUACAGGAGCUUUUGGCGCAUUUGGUGGAGCAGCAAAUGCGACUUCAUCUGCUUUUGGAGCUGCUGCCCGCACUACAAAUAGUGCAUUCGGCUCCACAAGUUUUGACAGUUCAAAUAAAAACGCUGCAUUUGGGGGACAAUCAUUUGGCAAAUCUGCCUUUGGAGGAACUUCAGGGGGUUCUGGAGCAUUUGGCGCUUUUGCAAAAGCUGCGAAUCCGGUAAACCCUGGUAACUCAACAAAUACGAGUGCCUUUCGUGCAUCUGCAACGGGGAAUCCUAAUCCUUCGUUUGGAUCCUCUGGAUUUGGGUCGUCUGGAUUUGGUAACACUCAAUCUCCCGCUUUUGGAUCCACUGGGUUUGGGAGUAGUGGAUCUCCGGCUUUUGGCUCUACUGGGUUUGGGAGCACUGGAUCCUCAGCCUUUGGCUCUACUGGGUUCGGAAGUACUGGAGCUCCGGCUUUUGGUUCUACUGGGUUUGGCAGUCCUGCCAAAUCUCCUUUCGCUGUGGCGGCUGGAACCACAGCACAACCGUCAACGUCGAAUAGUCAAAAUGCUUUCGGCUCCAAAGCUUCUCCAUUUGCAUCGACAACUGCUCAACCUCAGACAGAGUCAUUUAACUCCGGUUCUCCAUUUGGAAGCAUCGCAAAUAAAAACAAUGCAUUCAGUUCGGCGCCAGCGGUAGCGUCCAGCUCUUCUCCUUUUGGUUCUACAACGGACCAGAAUCCUUUCGCCCAACCUACAAACAAUAAUAAUGUAUUUGGAUCUAAUCCACAGCAUUCAGCAUUUGCGAACUCACCAGCAAUCACAUCUUCUCAAAAUCAGAAGACGGCAUUUAGCGCCCAACCGCAGCAAAACUCGUUUGGAGGCACCUCAUCGUUCAAUGGUUCUAAUACUCUAAACCUUCAAUCUCCGUCUACCAACCCAACUGGACCAAAACACGUUUACACAGAUCAAGAGACAUUACCAGCAGAGACUUUGAGAUUAUUUAAAGAAGCGUUUAGACUCGGGACUGUACCAGAAUGUCCACCACCGAUUGAAUUAUGUUAA